This is a messenger RNA of Drosophila suzukii, 3432 nucleotides long. RefSeq names its product nardilysin. The record is from RefSeq and is a predicted model, not a curated record. Gene Ontology annotation, molecular function: metal ion binding; metalloendopeptidase activity. NCBI's taxonomy places the organism in Eukaryota, Metazoa, Arthropoda, Insecta, Diptera, Drosophilidae. Gene Ontology annotation, biological process: proteolysis.
ACUAACUGUCAAAAAUAAAACACCAUAAUGUACGUAAAAUAUAUAUUUUUUAAAUUAUUCGUAUUGAUCUGAGGAUGUGUUUCAAGCCACGCCUUGGCCUACACAGAAUUAGUAAGCAAGUGCAUAAAUGGCUAAAUCGUCAGCAAUACACAGCUAUAAGUACGGCCGCAGUUGUGGUCCAAUAUCACGAUGAGCCAGACAAAUCGGAUGGGGACAAAAAACUUUAUCGUGCCCUGAGCUUAUCAAAUGGAUUACGCGCCAUGCUUAUAUCAGAUCCUUAUGUUGAAGAUCCGCCAAUCCAACGAGCUUCCAGCGAAAGUAUGAACUCUUCAAUUGAGCACUUUCAUGGUAAAUUAGCGGCUUGUGCUGUUCUAGUUGGCGUGGGAUCGUUUAGUGAACCGCGACAAUAUCAGGGAUUAGCUCAUUUUGUGGAACACAUGAUAUUUAUGGGAUCUGAGAAAUUUCCCGUUGAGAAUGAAUUUGAUUCGUUUGUGACUAAAAGCGGAGGUUUUAGUAAUGCGCAUACUGAGAAUGAGGAGACAUGCUUCUACUUUGAGGUGGAUGAAGCCCACCUUGAUAGGAGUAUGGAUCUUUUUAUGAAUUUGAUAAAGGCUCCACUAAUGCUACCCGAUGCCAUGAAUCGCGAACGCUCGGCCAUACAGUCUGAAUUUGAGCAGACUUUUAUGAGGGACGAAGUCCGUAGAGAUCAGAUUUUAGCGAGCUUAGCGAAUGAUGAGUACCCACAGGGAACUUUCAGCUGGGGUAACUUUAAGUCCCUUCAAGAGGGCGUUGACAAUAGCAAGCUGCACGAGGAACUUCACAAGUUUUGCAGAAAUCACUACGGUUCCAAUCGAAUGAUAGUAGCAAUCCAGGCUCAACUUCCCUUAGAUGAAUUGGAGGAAUUGCUAAUGCGGCAUUGUGCAGAUAUACCAAAGAGCCAAGAGAAUUCGGUUGACUUUACCAAGUUUAAUUACCAAUCAGCAUUUCGGGAACAGUUCUUCAAGGAAGUAUUCCUAGUUCAGCCGGUUGAAGAUGUCUGCAAAGUCGAGUUAACAUGGGUUGUGCCACCAAUGAAGAACUUAUAUCGCAGCAAACCGGAUUAUUUAAUAUCACAUCUUCUUGGUUUUGAGGGAGUUGGAAGUUUAUGUUCGUACCUACGUCGACGUCUUUGGUGCAUUAGUGUAAUGGCAGGAGUUGGUGGAGGUAGUUUUGACUCAAACUCGAUAUACUCCCUGUUCAAUAUGUGUAUAUAUCUCACUGACGAUGGUUUUGAUCACUUGGACGAGGUAUUGGAGGCUACGUUUGCGUGGAUCAAGCUUGUAAUUAAUAGCGAACAACUUCAGGUUUCUUAUAAAGAGUUACAACAAAUUGCCAAUAAUAAUUUUCGAUUUCAAAUUGAACUGCCCUCUAUUGAUAAUGUUCAAAGCAUUGUUGAGGGUUUGAAUUACCUGCCAUCGAAAGAUGUCCUUACAGGACCUCAGCUUUACUUUCAAUAUGAAGAAUCUGACCUAGAACUUCUAAGACAGCAUCUUGAUAAAUUUAAUUUUAAUAUAAUGAUCUCAUCAUACAUGCCAUAUGAAGGAAAUGACUACGAUCAGAAAGAACCAUGGUUUGGAACUCAAUACAAAUCCAUUUCUAUGCCACCAAAGUGGCUUAAAAUGUGGCAAGAACCAUCCACAUUGAAGGAAUUGCAAUUUCCGCAACCUAAUCCAUUCAUAACCACUGAUUUCACACUCCAUUGGGUAGAAGCCGGAAAGCCACAUAUCUCGAGAAGUCCUAAAGCUCUGAUCAGAAAUGAUUUAUGCGAGCUCUGGUUUCGACAGGAUAAUAUUUUUCAACUUCCCGACGGAUACAUUAACCUUUAUUUUAUCACUCCGCUGGUUCGGGAAAGCGUUAAGCAUUAUAUGCUUGGUGUUCUUUACACCUACUUAGUGGAAUUCACAAUAGCCGAGCAAUUGUACCCGGCUUUAGAGGCAGGAUUAACGUACGGUCUUUAUAUCGGUGAUAAAGGAUUGGUUAUGCGGGUGAGUGGCUACAAUGAAAAGCUUCCUCUCUUGGUGGAAAUAAUGCUAAACGUGAUGCAAACUAUAGAACUGGAUAUGGAUCAGGUGAUUUCAUUUAAGGACCUCAAAAAACGGCAAAUAUAUAAUGCUCUAAUUAAUGGAAGAACUCUAAAUCUUGACCUGCGUCUUAGCGUAUUGGAAAACCAACGUUUUAGCAUGAUUUCGAAAUAUGAGGCCAUUGAUGCAAUAAGCUUGGAUGACAUAAAAAACUUCAAAGAUAAUUUUCAUAAAAAAAUGUAUAUAAAAGGUUUAAUGCAAGGAAAUUUCACUGAAGACCAAGCCAGAGAGUUAAUGCAAAAAAUUCUUCUCACAUACAACAGCGAAAAAGUUGAGAAUCUAUCGGCACUGGACAAUAACCUACUUCAAAUACCUCUGGGAUCGCAUUAUUUGAGGGCCAAAACACUAAACGAGGAUGACUCGAACACAAUUAUAACAAACUACUAUCAAAUUGGACCGAGUGAUCUUAAAUUGGAAUGUUUAAUGGAUCUGAUAGAGUUAAUUGUAGAGGAGCCGUUCUUCAACCAAUUGAGGACUCAAGAGCAGUUGGGCUACAGCUUGGGCAUACAUCAACGAAUUGGGUAUGGUAUCAUGGCUUUUGUAAUCACUAUAAAUACCCAAGAGACGAAACAUAGGGCUGAAUAUGUUGAGCAACGCAUUGAAGCCUUUCGAUCGCAAAUGUCUGAACUUGUCUCACAGAUGAGCGAUACAGAGUUUAAUAAUGUUCGAGAUACUCUAAUCAGUGGAAAAAGACUGGGAGACACAAGUUUGGAUGAGGAAGUCAUGCGGAAUUGGAGUGAAAUAGUCACCAAGGAAUAUUUCUUUAAUCGUUUGGAAAUGCAAAUACAAACGCUGAACAAAUUAACCAAGGAGGAUGUUUUGAAUUUCCUGAGUGACUAUGAUAAGAAUAAUUUAAGAAAACUUUCUGUCCAAGUUGUGGGAAAGCAUACUUUGUCCUCAGAAUCCACAACCCAAGCUAAUUCUCAAGCAGCCACUCGAUCCGGAUCUGCAUCAGACUUAUUGGAGGAUAAACAACCCGAUAUGGCAAGGGAACAAGCUAUAACUAAGCCAAUGACCGAUAAAAUCAAGAUUGAGUUCUUGGGAGAGAACGAUGACCCCUCAAAUAUUAAAGAUAUUUCGAACUUCAAGAAAUCCCUUUAUGUCUACCCACUGUUCAAUACUAAUCCAAACCUUGCGAACAAAUCUUAAUAUUUUUACUGUGCACUAGCAAUAAAUGUACAUUGAUCAUCAGUAAUAAGACUUUUAAAAUUUUUUGGUGUAUAUACGUAUACUUUUCAAAUAUAGUUGAAGAGAUCACUGUUUUGUCUUUUUUAAAAUUUUAAGCCAGUGGAUAAGGCAUUAUCGCAAGAAA